Messenger RNA from Phycomyces blakesleeanus NRRL 1555(-), 639 nucleotides. RefSeq lists its product as hypothetical. NCBI's taxonomy places the organism in Eukaryota, Fungi, Mucoromycota, Mucoromycetes, Mucorales, Phycomycetaceae. The record is from RefSeq and is a predicted model, not a curated record. The transcript is spliced from 5 exons. Bases 1 to 639 code for a protein of 212 amino acids.
AUGUCUGAUAUCAACAUCGCACUCAUAAACUCUGUCAGAAAAAUUGAAAUUGAUAUUGCCAAAAUAAAGCAAAUAGUACGCAUGCUUCAAGAUCAGUUUAGCAAACAAUUUGCCUCAGCUGUCAGUGCAGAAGAUCUUAGUAUAAUGCAACAAAGCAUCAUUGAGCAAAGUGCUCUUGAACAUGUUGCCAAGUCUGUGAAAAGGUCUCAAUUCACUGAGUAUCCUGACCAGCUUGGCAAGCAACUCAAGAUGUUGAGCCGCAUGGUCAAGUAUGAUCUCAUUGACAAAGACUUUUCUGCUUUAAGUAAAGAAUGGAAAGGUAUCCUGACAAAGCACUGGGAAUACUACAGAAUGUCAUUAGAGAGAAUGGCAAAGGAUAAUGGCUUUGCUAUCUACAAGUGCAAGAGCAUGUGGUGUGCCAAAAGCCUCCUCCAGGGAAGCUUCAAAAGUGACAACCAGAAGCAAAAAAGAAGAAUGGUAGAGAAGAACAUUGCACAGCAAGAUGCAAAUGAUUCUUUGCUGUCUUCUAAUAAUAUAUCAGAAACUGAUGGUGGUGAGUCGCCUAUUAUGGUGGAUGUGCUUUCUCCUCUGGCAGAAAUGAGUGUUGCACUAGCACAUAAGAGAAGCCAAAGAUCAUAG